This is a messenger RNA of Perca flavescens (yellow perch), 928 nucleotides long. Its product is annotated as mid1-interacting protein 1-B-like. Gene Ontology annotation, biological process: regulation of lipid biosynthetic process. The coding region runs from base 303 to 779 and encodes 158 amino acids. Gene Ontology annotation, cellular component: cytosol. The record is from RefSeq and is a predicted model, not a curated record. The transcript is spliced from 2 exons. Lineage: Eukaryota; Metazoa; Chordata; Actinopteri; Perciformes; Percidae.
UCUGUUCCGGCAGCUCCCUCUCUCCCUCCCUCCGCUGCUGCUGUUUCUACCGGACCGGACCCGCUGUCAGACCACAGCAGACCGCUGCUCUCGCUCUCUCUUCGGGGCCGAAAGUACCGACACGACCCGAGGAACAACCGCGGUGUCUCCCCGUGGCUUUUCGUGGUGAAACGGGCGGCUGGACAUCAGGCCUCUCUCCGACGCUGUGAUCCAUGAGGACUCGGCUCGCCGUAAUAAUCCGCUGAAGAGCAUUAGCGUGCUAAGUUUAGCGUACCGAGUCGGGGGGUUGGGGUGCCAGCGAGAUGCAGAUACCCGAGCCCUACAACCAGAAGAACUCGCUGUUCAACACCAUGAGCCGCUUCAUCGGCGCCGUCAACAACAUGGACCAGACGGUGAUGGUGCCCAGCCUGCUGCGAGACGUCGAGGACGUGAAGACGGCGACGGAGAGCGCCGCUAACGACGGUAGCGGCGGCGGCGGCGAUGCGUUCUACGUACAAGACGGCGACAUGUACAGCUCGUACGUGCUGUUGAAGUCCAUCCGCAACAACAUCGAGUGGGGCGUCCUGCAGGGAGAAGAAGGGCGGAAAGAGAUGGUGGGCGUGGUGGGAGGAGGAGGAGGAGAAGAAGAGGAGGAGGAGGAGGAGGAAGAGGAGGACAAUGACCUGGAGAAACAGUUUCAUUUCCACCUGAGGGGACUCCACGCUGUGCUGUCCAAGCUGACGUGUAAGGCCAACACGCUCACCAGCCGCUACAAGGAGGAGAUCGGCUGCAGGAACUGAUAGGAGCCGAUAAUCUGAUAGGGCUGUCCUCGAUUUAAAGAUCUCCUUAGUCCACGAACACUUCUAGGAUUUAGUCGACUGAUCGAUUAGUUGAUUUAAUCGACAGAGCUGUGAGCUUUGAGAGGUGGUUAAGACUAGAAAAGCACAAC